Messenger RNA from Miscanthus lutarioriparius, 360 nucleotides. NCBI's taxonomy places the organism in Eukaryota, Viridiplantae, Streptophyta, Magnoliopsida, Poales, Poaceae. The record is from the annotation of a GenBank genome assembly.
AUGGGUGUCAUGCUGUGGACGACCGCGCUCCUGCCCAAGGGAUGCGUCCUGAGCCACGAGGACGGGCACGACGUCGCGCGGUGCCGCGACGAAGGCGGCGCGCUCGCCCGCGCCAAAGCGCUCGUCAACCUGCAGUUCAGCUGGUACCUGUCCGCCACCGUCGUGCUCGUCGUCGCGCUCUACCUCCGGAUGUGCAGCCUCUACAAGGAGGAGCCGCGGUACGUGCUGCUGGUUAGGGGAAACGACCAUGGAGAAGAAGACGAUGAUGGUGACGGCGAAGAAAACGACAUCGAGGCAGCGAAAGGCGGCUCCGGGCGUGUGUUCGGCGAAGCGAGGCCGAUGGAGAUAUCACGGCCAUAA